GGCCAACGCAUGACUGGUUAUCCACCUCUGUGCGAGGUAUUCCUGUCCUCAACUCCGUGUGAAAGGCUUCGUCUAUAUCAGGAAUAAUUAGGUACUAAGUAGUCUUCAAUGUCGGACUCUUAGUCAGAUGUGUUUCUAGUUCAUUAAAAUCCCCGGAAUAUCUCUCCGUCGCAUGCCAUUGCAUUCUCUAUGUAGCCACCUCGAAUGAUACCCCAACCAAACCAAUGUCUCCUCAAGUCUCUUCAUCCGAUAGCCAAUCACGGUCUAUAGAGCGCGCCGAGCCUUUGAAGCCGACCGGCCGGCUACGUUCGGCGUGUGACUCUUGUCAUCGAGCCAAGAUUAGGUGUUCGGGAGGGAAUCCCUGCGUAACUUGCUUGGUCUCUCAAGCAAACUGCAGCUAUAGCCCAGGCAAUCGUCUCGGCAGACCAAAAGGAAGCAAGAAUAAGCGGUUCGUGGUAAAAGAAGACACGAACAGACGAGGUGAAGCACCCGGAAGCAAGUAUGCCAAAGGCACGGUUGAUAGACGGGUUUCAGAACCAGGGCCACGGGGAGAGGCACAGCAACAAUCGGACCCAAUGCCCGUAGAGUUUGAUCUUGGGCAUGGAUUUCACGCCGGCAUAACCGAAGACUUAUUCAAUCCGAGCUUUUCAUCUUUUUUCGACACAAUUGGAGGGUCACAUGUGCACACAAGUCCAGAAGGAGACUCGAAUGCAACAUUUACACGUAUUACCAACACUGAAGAUCAAUCACCAUAUCAAGACUUGGCUUUCGGAACUCCAAGUUCUGCAUGCGACAGCGGGUAUGCGACGACCACCAUCAGCUCAUAUGCGGAAGAUAUAGAAUCGCAAAGCACGAGAAGUGUCGCCUCAGCUCGUAGACAUAAACAUUUAGGUAUAGGACCACCUAUACCUCAGGAGCCGACUCACUGUUCAUGUCUCCAGCAACAGGUACAACUAGUUUAUCAGCUUGGAGAUCUCCAAUGUUCUGACGCUGGCAACCCUACUGUAGACUCCGUCCUUCGCGGAGUCCAGUUAGCUCAGAUUCCCUGGAAAGCUAUCAUGGAAUGUAAGCGGUGUCAAAGAGAAGAAGGUCAAAAGGAGGGGUUUCUGCUAUUUGCCACGAGCAUUCGCAUUCUGCUUUCUUUAUUUCAAAAGCUAAAUGCAAUAUCGCAUAGCGACGGUACUUUCCCUGAAAGUGCCGGCGGCCAGACUUUUCCCUUCGCCCUUGAUGUCGAAGUCUCAAUAGGUAAUUUCAAGUUGAUAGGUGGAACAAAAGAAGAAGUGGUUAGAGUAGUGAUCCGGAGAGCUUUACAGAGCGUUACAACUGCUCUUCUCCAUCUAUGGGAGCGUGUAGAUAGACCAAGACCAUCUCCAACUACUGAUCAAAGGGGCGGGGGAGGCACGGAUGCUGGUCCUGAAUCAUCUACCAACAUUCUUACUAGAAAAGAGACGGACUUACAAGAAUCGGGAAGCAGCGAUUUCCCACCAAAUUUCGGCGCGCAUGACAUAGGAGCUCUUCUCAAUAGUCUAUAUGCCAUUAUGCGAGCUAUAAAACAGGAUUUAUAAAGUCCUAUAUAUAAAUAUUAAGCCUGUAAUAUCCA
Annulohypoxylon truncatum is the source of this 1600-nucleotide messenger RNA. RefSeq lists its product as uncharacterized. The coding region runs from base 225 to 1565 and encodes 446 amino acids. Gene Ontology annotation, biological process: positive regulation of transcription by RNA polymerase II. NCBI's taxonomy places the organism in Eukaryota, Fungi, Ascomycota, Sordariomycetes, Xylariales, Hypoxylaceae. Gene Ontology annotation, molecular function: DNA-binding transcription factor activity, RNA polymerase II-specific; zinc ion binding; sequence-specific DNA binding. The transcript has 2 exons. Gene Ontology annotation, cellular component: nucleus. The record is from RefSeq and is a predicted model, not a curated record.